ACAAAGUCCGAGCUAAGCAUUUACUAGCCUGGUCCAUUCGUCACGUUCUUGGCGUUAUACUGUAGUGCAAUGGAUACUUCGGUCUUCUUCAUUCUGCUUUUCUCUUUAGUUCUUUCAAGUACAGAGGCUUUUGAGUCCAGCUGCCCACCUGCAAAAUUUGGUCAUGGUGCUUUCGAUAUCAGGUUCCCUUUCAGACUAAAACCCCGUCAGCCCCAAAACUGUGGUGACCGAGGCUUUGAUCUUUUUUGCAGAAACAACUCCAUCAUGAUCCACUUCCCAUCUUACGGUGACUUGGUUGUCAAAUCCAUUUCUUAUGAUACAAGGAAACUAAAUCUCCUUGACCCCAAAAAUUGUGUCCAUGAAGUUUUUCUAAACCUCAAUCUUUCCCUCACUCCAUUUGAUUACUACCAUGUCUUGAAGAACUAUACGUACUUCAAUUGUUCAGCUUCGAUUGGGCCCUCUGUCACCCAAGUCCCAUGUUUAAGUGGUCCUCAACACCAUGUUUAUACUGUCGAAUCUUCCGUCCCCGUGCCAGAUUGUUGCAGAACAAUAAAAACUGUCGCAAUUCCAUUUGCAUACAGUUCUUAUCUUUCCGACAGCAGCUUCGGUCUCGGGCUAACUUGGGACUCGCCUGAACGUCAGGACUUCGGCUUCCAGUCUAAAACAGGAUGGUUCCAUUUAGCACGACAAGAAGUCCCAAUGAUAGCAGGCAUGGUUCUUUUAGCUGCUGCAAUGCUGAUAAGCAUGAAGAUCCUUUAUACCCAGAUACUGGAUUCACAUGUAGACAAGGAAAAUCAAUUUGUAAAGAAGUUGCUAGCGUAAAUAAAGCCGUGAAGCAUAAAAUCUGCUAAAAAUGAUUAAAAUGGACAUGUAAAUUGAGUAUUCAGUGUUAAUUAUAGUUGGCAACAAUGCUUUCCUUUUUUUUUUUUCCUUUUUCAGUGCGAAGGCUUUCUAUCUUUCUUUUUCCCCAAUUAAAGAUACCAGUUGAGAUAUUUUGAUAA
This is a messenger RNA of Theobroma umbraticum, 1001 nucleotides long. Its product is annotated as RING-H2 finger protein ATL22-like. Gene Ontology annotation, molecular function: polysaccharide binding. The record is from RefSeq and is a predicted model, not a curated record. Lineage: Eukaryota; Viridiplantae; Streptophyta; Magnoliopsida; Malvales; Malvaceae.